This is a messenger RNA of Nicotiana tabacum (common tobacco), 1285 nucleotides long. RefSeq names its product peroxidase P7. Gene Ontology annotation, molecular function: heme binding; peroxidase activity. Gene Ontology annotation, biological process: hydrogen peroxide catabolic process; response to oxidative stress. Lineage: Eukaryota; Viridiplantae; Streptophyta; Magnoliopsida; Solanales; Solanaceae. The record is from RefSeq and is a predicted model, not a curated record.
UAUAUAGAUAAGAAGUUAUAUUCAAUUAUGGCAUCCUUAACUAGGAACGUCCUUUUGACAUUUUUAUGUGUUUUAUUGGGUUUUGCUUGCUUUAGCAAUGCCCAGCUUUCGGCCAAUUUUUAUGGCACGUCGUGCCGUAAUCUGCAGACAAUUGUGAGCAGUGCAAUGAGACAAGCUGUGAAUAGAGAGCCAAGACUUGGUGCCUCUAUUCUUCGCUUGUUUUUCCAUGAUUGCUUUGUAAAUGGGUGCGAUGCAUCAAUAUUAUUGGAUGACACAGCAACAUUCACAGGAGAAAAGAAUGCAAACCCAAACAGGAACUCAGCAAGAGGAUUUGAAGUGAUAGACACCAUUAAAACUCAAGUUGAAGCUGCUUGUCCUAAUGCUGUCUCCUGUGCAGACAUUCUCGCUCUUGCUGCUAGAGAAGGCGUUGUGUUGCUAGGAGGGCCAUCAUGGGCAGUGCCAUUGGGCAGAAGAGACGCAAGAACCGCAAGCCAAAGUGCAGCCAACACACAAAUCCCAGCACCAACUUCCAGUCUUUCAACUUUGCUCUCUAUGUUCUCCGCCAAAGGCCUAAACGCACGUGACAUGACAGCACUCUCCGGCGGCCACACCAUCGGCCAAGCACGCUGUACAACCUUCAGAACCCGCAUAUACAACGAUACCAACAUUGACGCGCAAUUCGCCGCCACAAGAAGGGCUACGUGCCCUUCUUCUAGCGGCGACGCCAACUUGGCUCCUUUAGAUAUUCAGACACCAAAUCGGUUCGAUAAUGAUUAUUACCAGAACUUAGUGGCUCGACGUGGGUUGCUUCACUCGGAUCAGGAAUUGUUUAAUGGUGGAUCUCAGGAUGCGUUGGUUAGGAGUUAUAGUACGAAUGAUGCGGCUUUUAGAAGUGAUUUUGCAGCAGCUAUGGUUAGGAUGGGGAAUAUUAGCCCACUUACUGGAACUAAUGGUGAGAUCAGAAGAAACUGCAGGGCUAUUAACUAAUUACUAAUAUGGAGUACUAAUAUUUUAUUAUUAAUACAGUAGUUAUGAAACUUAAGAUAAAGUUAGCAAAAGUGUAUUUACAUCAUUUGCUACUUAUAUAAUAAUAAUGUGAAGUGUAACCUGAGGAAGAUAAUCAACUACGUAUACGCGAAUAGUCGUAUUCAUGUUAGGGACUUCUAAGGGAAUAUAUCGACCAUAAUUUAAUUUGUAUUUGUCAAGUUAUAAGUUGUGUUUUCUAAAUUCCGCUUAUUGUAUCGUGCAGAGUUUUUGUUAAUUUCUUAGACUAUUAAAGCCAAGA